Messenger RNA from Lodderomyces pseudojiufengensis, 1803 nucleotides. RefSeq lists its product as uncharacterized. The record is from RefSeq and is a predicted model, not a curated record. Gene Ontology annotation, cellular component: fungal-type vacuole lumen. Gene Ontology annotation, molecular function: metallocarboxypeptidase activity. The transcript has a single exon. Bases 1 to 1803 code for a protein of 600 amino acids. NCBI's taxonomy places the organism in Eukaryota, Fungi, Ascomycota, Pichiomycetes, Serinales, Debaryomycetaceae.
AUGUUUGGCGACUUGAAUGAAAAAGAAACAUUGAACAAGAAUUGGUUAAACAAUGAUUUACCAAUUCAUAACAAUCAAAGAUCUUUGAAAAAAUAUAAUCGUUGGUUAAUACCAUUUUGGUUAUUAUUCAUUUUUAUAAUUUCAUCAAUAUUUGGUAAAACAGUUUAUAAUAACAAUUUAUUAAACUUAAAGGUACCUGAUGAAUCAUUAUGUCCAAUUCUUGAAAAAAUCAAUCCAAAUUCAUAUAUUACAAAUCCUGAUAAUAUAAAAUAUAUCUUGGAAGAUGAUAAGUUUCAUGAAUUAUUAAAUAAAAGAUUUCAAAAUUCAAUAAAAAUACCAACUGAAAUUUAUGAUGAUAUGCAAGAUCCAGUGGGAAAUGGUUCAAAAGACAAAAGAUGGUAUCCAUUCUUAUGGUUUCAUCAUUACUUAGAAAAAACAUAUCCAUUAAUUUAUAAAAAUUUAAAAGUUGAAAAAAUUAAUAAAUUAGGAUUAGUAUAUACAUGGAAAGGAACUGAUGAUAAAAAGAAACCAAUAAUGUUAACUGCUCAUCAAGAUGUUGUACCUGUUCAAGAAGCUACUUUAAAUAAAUGGGAUUCUCCCCCAUUUGAUGGUCAUAUUGACAACAAAACUGGAUUUAUAAUUGGUCGAGGUGUAUGUGAUUGUAAAAAUUUAUUAAUUGGAUUAUUAAGUACAAUUGAAUUUUUAUUAGAAGAAAAUAAAUUUAAACCAAAAAGAACUAUAAUUUUAGCAUUUGGUUAUGAUGAAGAAAGUGCAGGAGAAGGAGCAAAACAUAUAUCAAAUCAUUUAAUUAGUCAAUAUGGUGAAAACAAUUUCUUACAAAUUAUUGAUGAAGGUACAGCAGGGUAUGAAAAUUUAAAUGAUAGAAAUUUUGUAUUCAUUGCAUCUGGUGAAAAGGGUCAUUUAAAUUCUCAAAUUGAAAUUUUUAGUAUUGGUGGACAUCUGUCUGUUCCAGAUUCUCAUACAUCAAUUGGUAUAAUUGCAAAAUUAAUUAAUGAAAUUGAAUCAAAUCCAUUUAAACCAAUUUUAACUAAACUGAACCCUGUAAUGUCUCAAUUAUAUUGUUUAGCAGAACAUACAAAUAUUUCAAAAAAUUUAAAAUCAAAUAUUUUAAAAUCUCAAAUUGAUCCCCAAGCGAACGCAAGAGUUAUUGAAUAUUUAAAUUCUAAAAUUGAAACAAAAUAUUUAAUUCAAACCUCUCAAGCUGUUGAUAUAAUUGAAGGAGGAGUAAAAGCUAAUGCAUUACCUGAACAUGUUUCAAUGUUAGUCAACACAAGAAUUGCAAUUGAAAGUUCAGUUGAAGAAACUGUACUUCAUUAUAAAAAUUUAAUUGAAAUAAUUGCAAAGAAAUAUAAUUUUGGAUUUAUUUUAAAUAAUGAAACAAUAAUUGAACCUACUGAAAAGGGUCAUUUUAAAUAUACUACUAUAGAACCAUUAGAACCAGCUCCCGUAUCUCCUCAAAAUGAAAGUUGGAAAAUUUUUGGAGGAUCAUUAAGAUAUUUUUAUGAAAAUAUAUUAAACACUUCUACAACCACAACCACCAACACAACCCAAGAUCCCUUUAUUAUAACUCCUUUUAUAUCAACAGGAAAUACAGAUACAAAAAAUUAUUGGAAAUUAACAAAAAAUAUUUAUAGAUAUAUUCCUGGAAACAUUAGUUCUAAAAGUGGUGGAGUUCAUAGUGUUAAUGAAAAAAUUAACAUUUCAUCUCAUUAUGAUAUUAUUGCUUUUUAUUAUUAUUUUUUACAAGUUAUUGAUAAAGUUGAAGAUGAAUCAUUUGAUUAA